Molecule: messenger RNA, 1526 nt
Organism: Lobosporangium transversale
Lineage: Eukaryota; Fungi; Mortierellomycota; Mortierellomycetes; Mortierellales; Mortierellaceae
Product: serine protease 1
Exons: 2
Coding region: 178-1506 (442 amino acids)
Biological process (GO): proteolysis
Molecular function (GO): serine-type endopeptidase activity
Source: RefSeq, a predicted model, not a curated record
CACACGCUCUCUUCUUUCUCUUUCUUCAUCUUAACUUGUUCAUACCCCCAACAAAGCCAAUCCUUGACCCAAAAAAAUAAAAUAAAAUAAAAAAUAAAAAAUAAAAAAAAGUUUUUUUUUAUAUUACAUUUUCCCCUCAUCUUUUCAAGCAACAAUCAUCGUUUAUUGCCAGUCAUCAUGUUGUUCAGACUCUCCACAGUUGCCGCGAUCGCCUUGACUGCCUCCUCCGCAGUUGUUGCCUUCCCAUCCUUCCUCUACUCUGAGCGUAUGGCUCCUGUUGUCUCUUCGAUUGAAGCUGAAGUUGUUCCAGAUUCAUACAUUGUAGUCUUCAAGGAUGGUGUUCGCAACCUCAACGAGCAAGCGACAUGGAUUCAAGACCUCCAUCGCCGCGAUGUAGCACUGAAUGGAGCUUGGGAGAAUUCAUUUGAUGGAAGUCUCGAAAGCGGUGUCCGACAUAUCUACAAUAUGGAUUCUUUCCAAGGCAUUGCAGGCCGAUUCCGCCCUGAAGUCAUUGAAUACGUUCGUAGACACCGUGAUGUCGAUUACAUCGAGCGUGACCAAGUUGUUUAUGCCACAGAAACUCAGAAGAACGCACCCUGGGGUCUAGCCCGUAUCUCGCAUCGCAAGAAGUUGACCUUGAAGACCUACAAAAAGUAUGAACACAACCCUGAAGGUGGCGAUGGAAUCACAGUCUUUGUGAUUGACACAGGUAUUAAUACGAAACAUAAGGAGUUCGAAGGCCGUGCUAGCUGGGGAGCCACUAUCCCUAUGGGUGAUGCCGAUAUCGAUGGUAACGGUCAUGGAACCCAUUGUGCUGGUACGAUUGGAAGUGCUGCAUAUGGCGUUGCAAAGAAGGCCAAGGUCGUCGCAGUGAAGGUCUUGCGUUCUAAUGGUUCGGGUACUAUGUCGGAUGUUGUUGCCGGAGUUGAUUUUGCUGUUCAAAAACACUCGGCACUCAAGACCGCUGGUGGUUCAAAGUAUAAGGGCUCAGUCGCUAAUAUGUCUCUUGGUGGAGGUAAAUCUCGCCCAUUGGAUUCUGCGGUGUCGAGUGCGGUCGCAAGGGGCCUCCACUUUGCAGUGGCCGCUGGAAACGAUAACAGGGAUGCUUGUAAUUACUCACCUGCUGGUGUGGAGGCUGCUGUGACAGUAGGCGCUUCGACUGUGAGGGACGAAAGAGCCUAUUUCUCCAACUAUGGACCUUGUGUUGAUAUCUUUGGUCCUGGACUUGACAUUGAGUCGACCUGGAUCGGAGGCACGAAUACGAAGAGGACUAUCUCAGGAACAUCCAUGGCAUCCCCCCAUGUAGCUGGUUUGAUCGCAUACUAUCUGUCAUUGGCACCCAGCAAUGACUCUGCAUUCAACUCCGGACCUAUUUCGCCAAAGGAAAUGAAGGCCCUUUUGAAGAGGACUGCUACUAGAGAUGUUUUGGAGGAUGUCAACUCGAGAACACCCAACUUGUUGAUCUAUAACGGUGGUGGCAAGAAGGAGAGCUACUAUGCCUGGUAAAAAAAAAAAAAAAAAAAAAA